AUGAAUUCAGCUGAAAUCACUGAUGAUGAUGAAGUAAAAAUUCCUAAAAAAAAUGUGAAAGUAGAAACAGAAAAUGAAGACGAAGCUCUGGACUGCUCCGUGACAUCCAGAUCUGCUGAGAAACACUCACUGGAUGGCACAGUCACUUGCCUACAGGAUUCCAACAAACGCAAACAGACCUCACUGGGCUGCGAUGGGUCAGGUCAGCAAGAUGCCUUACCCAGCGUGAAGAAGAGACGCUUUGCGCAAGAGGGCUCCCUGUCCAACAUGAGGAACAGAGAGACUGGCUCACCCCCUCAGGUAAACGCAGAGCAGCCAAACAAGAACAAGAACUCUACAUGGCUCUGCGAGGAAGAAUCUUUCAGUGACAUAAUCACUCCGUCGUAUAAAAAACCUCUCUAUGGCAUCUCGCACAAAAUCACGGAGAAGAAGAACCCGCCGGGAGCAGAGCAGUUUGCUUCCUACGAGUUGUUUGAGAAAAUCAACCCCAGCAGUCCCUCGCACGUUCGGACUCUGAACGAGCAGCGCAAAAGAGACUCGGCCGCGGCCAUUGCUGCGGCGGCGGCCGCGGCGGAUUCUGACUCAAAUAUAUAUUCUUUGAUACAGAAAAUGUUUUACACCCUUAACACCCUCAAUACCAACAUGACUCAGCUGCACAGUAAAGUUGACCUGCUGUCUCUGGAGGUGAGCAGGAUUAAAAAGCAGGUCAGUCCAGCGGAGUCGGUCGCUGACUUCAAGCCUCCCCCGGAGUACCAGCUGACCUCGGCGGAGCUCAAGCAGAUCAUGGAUCAGAGCACGUCGGGCGGAGAUCUCGCCUGUCGGCUGCUCGUGCAGCUCUUCCCAGAGCUCUUCAGCGACGACGAGUUCGGCAGGAGCUGCAGCGCCUGUGGCUUUCUCAACAAAAGGAAACUUGAAUCUCUUCAUCUGCAGCUUAUCCGUAACUACGUGGAAGUUUGUUAUCCUUCUGUGAAGAAUACAGCUGUGUGGCAGGUGGAGUGUUUGCCUCAAGUCAAUGAUUUCUUCAAUAGGUUUUGGGCUCAAAGGGAAAUGGAAAACAGUCAGCAGAAUGUGCAAUCAUCCAGUUUUUAUGACAGUGAGCAGGUCGAAUCCUCUCAUUUUAUGGAGGAUAAAGAGCAGGAGGAAGCUUUGUCCUUGGACAGGAGUAAUGUGAUUGCUUCAGAUUACAUGCUGGAUGCUCAGGAUCUCAAUGAAUUUUUAGAUGAAGCUUCUUCUCCAGGGGAAUUUUCCGUUUUUUUGUUACACAGACUGUUUCCAGAACUCUUUGACCACAGAAAAUUAGCUGAAAGGUACAGCUGCUUUGGAGACUCUGGAAAACAGCUGCUGGAUCCUCAUCGGCUCCAAAUAAUCCGUCGGUACACUGAAAUUUACUUCCCGGAUGUGCAGGAAGAAGAAGCCUGGUUGCAGCAGUGUGUCCAGCGAAUAAACGAUGAGCUUGAAAGUACCUACAUGGAUGGCAGUGAAUGUGAUCAGAUGAGAGAUGACUGUUACGAUUCUUCUAGUUUACCAGAUGAUGUAUCCAUCAUAAAAGUGGAAGACAGUUUCGAGUACGAAAAACCCGGCAGGAGGUCAAAAAAAAUUUGGCUUGUACCCAUAGAUUUUGACAAACUUGACUUUCCCCCUCCCGAUUUCGACGUCCCUGUGCCUGAUUACCUGUUGAACAAAGAACAGAUUAAAAGCAUAUAUGAAAGCAGUCUUUCCAUAGGCAACUUUGCCUCUCGAUUGCUUGUCCUCUUAUUUCCUGAACUGUUCACCCAUGAAAACUUAAGGAAGCAAUACAACUGUAGCGGAUCUUUAGGCAAGAAACAGCUUGACCCCACUAGAAUUAAAUUAAUUCGCCAUUACGUGCAGAUACUGUACCCCAGAGCAAAGAAUGACAGAGUGUGGACCUUGGAGUUUGUCGGGAAGCUGGACGAGCGGUGUCGACGAAGAGACACGGAGCAGAGGCGCUCGUACCAACAGCAACGGAAAAUCCACGUGCCAGGGCCUGACAGGAGGGAAUUUCUCACCUAUGCAAUAAACCCCGAGAGGUUUCGAGAGGAAUUCGAAGGGCCACCACUGCCACCAGAGAGAAGCAGCAAGGAUUUUUGCAAGAUACCACUCGAUGAACUCGUUGUUCCUAACCCAGACUUUCCUGUGCCUUCUUUGUAUUUGCUGUCUGAUAAGGAGGUAAGGGAGAUAGUGCAGCAGAGCCUGUCGGUUGGCAACUUUGCUGCCAGGCUCCUCGUAAGACUCUUCCCUGAACUCUUUACUCCGGAGAACCUCAGGCUGCAAUACAACCAUUCAGGUGCUUGUAACAAAAAACAGCUGGACCCCAUCAGACUGAGACUGAUCCGUCACUACGUGGAGGCAGUUUAUCCUGUGGAGAAAAUGGAAGAAGUGUGGCAUUAUGAAUGUAUACCCAGCAUUGAUGAGAGGUGCCGGCGGCCGAACCGGAAAAAGUGUGAUAUACUGAAAAAAGCAAAGAAAGCAAAAAAAGUGACAGGCUCUUUAAAUUGCUAA
Messenger RNA from Acanthisitta chloris (rifleman), 2520 nucleotides. It is a transcript of the gene BEND3, whose product is annotated as BEN domain containing 3. Gene Ontology annotation, biological process: rDNA heterochromatin formation. The transcript is spliced from 3 exons. Gene Ontology annotation, cellular component: heterochromatin. The record is from RefSeq and is a predicted model, not a curated record. NCBI's taxonomy places the organism in Eukaryota, Metazoa, Chordata, Aves, Passeriformes, Acanthisittidae. Gene Ontology annotation, molecular function: DNA binding. The coding region runs from base 1 to 2520 and encodes 839 amino acids.